This is a messenger RNA of Momordica charantia (bitter melon), 2717 nucleotides long. RefSeq names its product Endosomal targeting BRO1-like domain-containing protein. Gene Ontology annotation, molecular function: protein binding. NCBI's taxonomy places the organism in Eukaryota, Viridiplantae, Streptophyta, Magnoliopsida, Cucurbitales, Cucurbitaceae. The record is from RefSeq and is a predicted model, not a curated record. Gene Ontology annotation, biological process: protein transport to vacuole involved in ubiquitin-dependent protein catabolic process via the multivesicular body sorting pathway. Gene Ontology annotation, cellular component: endosome.
AAUAAAUAAAAUUAGAAAAAUAAAACGCAGACCAGAGAGAAGGAACCAGAGGAAUUCUCGUGCCUCCAUUUUUCGAAGCUCAGAAUUGAUCGAACUGUAAAAAUGGCGGGCUCGGCCUCCUCUUCGUCGGCCGGCACCAGUUCCAACAUCAUGCUCGCCAUCUUCGAGAAGAAAACCACUCAACUCGACCUCUACCGGCCCCUCCGCAACUUCAUCGUCUUCAAUUACUCCGAGCGCGAGGCUCAGAACCUCGAAGACGACCUCCAAACCCUCAAGAACUACCGCUCCGAUCUCGAGCGCCAAUCCGAUCCCUCCCCCACCGCCCGCCGCGAUCUCCUCCAGAGCUACUUCAAAGCCCUCUGCCUCGUCGAGACUCGCUUCCCCAUCUCCCCCGACAAGGACCACAUCAAUUCCGUCACCUUCGUCUGGUACGACGCCUUCAAGCAGAAGCAGAAGGCUUCCCAGCUGAAUAUCCACUUGGAGAAGGCUGCGGUUUUGUUCAAUUUGGGUGCCGUGUACAGCCAGAUUGGGCUCUCCUUUGAUCGCGCUACUGUUGAGGGGCGGCGCCAGGCUUCUCAUGCGUUCAUCGCGGCUGCUGGGGCGUUCGCGUUCUUGAGGGACAAUGCGUCCACCAAGGCGUCGAUUGGUACCUCCACCACUGUGGAUGUGUCGGUCGAGUGUGUGGGGAUGUUGGAGAGGCUGAUGUUGGCCCAGGCGCAGGAGUGCGUCUUCGAGAAUACGAUUGCCAAAGGUAGCACUCCGGGUGUCUGCGCCAAGAUCUCUAGGCAGGUUGGCUUGUAUUACGAGGAAGCUUUGGCAGCUCUCAAUGCUGCACCUCUUAGCCAGCAUUUUGACAAGGCCUGGAUAACUCAUGUGCAGCUGAAGGCAGCUCUGUUUUUUGCUGAAGCUUGCUAUAGGUAUGGUUUAGAGUUGCAUGAGAAAGAAAAUAUUUCCGAGGAAAUUGCUCGGUUGAAGAGUGGGGUUGCUGCUUUAACUGAGGCUAAGAAGUCAUCAAAGGGUGCUGCAGCACAGCUUCUUGAUGCUAUGAAUAAGUUAGAGGCCAAUCUUAACCGUAAUUUAGAGAGAGCUGUGAAGGAAAAUGAUAGAGUCUACCUCAUGAGGGUUCCUAAUCCUAGUACUCUACCUCCUCUUCCAGCUUUCUCCAUGGUGAAGUCAAUGGCAAUGAAUGAAGUGUUGGAUGCAAGCAAGGAAAAGAUGUUUGCAAGUCUUGUUCCAGAUAGCAGUGCAAAGGCUCUUUCUAGGUACACUGAAAUGGUUGAUGACAUCAUACGAACACAAGCUGAGAAAUUGCAACAAGCAAGUGAGCUCACCCGAGUAAGGCUCAAGGAAAUGGACCUUCCUGAAUCUAUUCUUGCCUUGGAAGGAAAUUCUUCCCUGCCGGCAGAUAUUAAAGAAGAUGUUGAGGCAGUGCAAAUUAGUGGGGGCCCAGUAGGUUUGGAAGCUGAGUUACAACAACUCAGGGAUCUAAGAAGAGUAAACAGUGAAAUGCUAGUGCAGAUUGAGGAGCUCCUGCAGAAAGAAGCAAUAGAGGACUCCCAAUUUCGAAGCCAAUUUGGGACUCGGUGGACUAGGCCUCAGUCCAGUACACUGACAAAGAACAUACAAGAUAGAUUGAAUAGAUUUGCAGGUAACUUGAAGCAAGCUGCAGAAAGUGAUGCCAGGAUCGAGCGUUCAGUGAAAGAUCACUCAGCUCUCAUGUCAAUUCUUGAUCACCGUCCGGUUGAGUCUGCUAUCCCAACUCUUGCUAGGCCGAUAAUGUCUUUGGAUGCCAAUGAAGAUGCUAUUGUUGGUGGCCUAAAGCAGAGCUUGAGGCAGUUGGAAAAUCUUGGUGCUCAACGAGCUGGUCUUGAAGACAUGCUAAAAGAAAUGAAGAGGAAGGAUGAUAUACUACCAAAGUUGAUGACAUCAACUGGGUCCUACGAGGAUCUUUUCAGGAAGGAGAUAGCCAAAUAUGACAAUAUCUGCGAGGAAAUUUCUCGAAACAUUGAGGCCCAGGAACAAUUGUUAUUGCAGAUUCAGGGCCAGAACAACGAGUUUUCUGCCGUGUUUAAUCUAGAAGACUUCAAAGCAUCUCGUGAAAGAUGCUACAAACAGAUUCAAUCUGCAGUAGCCAAGUACAGAGAAAUCAAGGAAAACAUCAAUGAAGGAUUAAAGUUUUAUGUCACUCUUCAGGAUGCAAUCACAAAUGUGAAGCAGCAAUGCAGCGAUUUUGUGAUGACAAGAAACAUCCAAUGCCGCGAAAUGAUGGAAGAUGUCCAAAGGCAGAUGGCCGGCCUCAGUUUUCAGGAUAGUAAAAAUGCAGGUGGUGGCUACAACAGUAACUAUCCUCCGGUAGGUCCCCACGCUCAACGGUCCCAUGCACCGCAAACGGAUGUCCGCCAGCCACCAUCUUACUACCAACCACCUCACGAGCAGUCGCCGGCUGGUGCCCUCUCGGGUUGUAUGUUUCGUCUCAGAAGUGAUUUGUUUCAAAACAUUUGUUACUGUGUUGGGAUGAGUUCCAUUUUAGGUUGUUUUUCAAACAGUUUAUAUCUCUUACAAUCUCCGGUGCCUCAGCUUCUGGUUCAUUCGUUUGCAGAAGGCAUACCUGUAUUCUGUAGUUCAGUCACAUAAAUUUUCUAUGUAUAGAUCAUUAUUUUCCUUUGAAGUUGUUUAUAAGAACAAUAAAAAUUGUGCUGGAAACAGUUUUAUGUAUA